AUGAAAUCAAAGAACACAUUUGAUCUUCCCCAAGCCAUUACUGGCCUGACCCCUUGCAGAAGGGUUGCAAGGCCACCCCAAACUAUUUGCCCCAUGAUUUAUGAACAGUCCCCUACUCCACCCCCAGUUUACCAGGCUAGGGUUGGAGCCUGUUCUAGUUGCCAGCAGUACCAGCAAGCUGACCUGGGUGUGUAGACCUCGGUAUGCCCCAUCCUUUGAUCUGCGCAUAGUGUGGCCCCUGUAGUCGCUGAGAGUCCCUCGCUUGUUUUUCACCUCCUGUCUCGUGCUUCGCACUUUGCUCUGAAGUUCACGUUUCAUCUUGCCAGGCUACGGUAGAGGCAGAGACACUGGUCACUCUGACAUCUACUGUAACCUCAGCUGUGAUGUGUAGAGCAUCAUCCUAAAUUAGGAGGCUUGGCUAUCAACAACUUUAUCAACGGUCCGUGGCAGUGGAUUAACACGAGGACAAGCCCCGGGAAGAGGCGGAAUUGGACGGCUGGAAGAAGGGCGCGUCGUUUGCUUAGUGGAAUUUUCUUGUUUGCAUUUUGCGAUGGUGGUUCUCUAACGCUAGGAUCCCCCCUGUGAUACACAUUCAACGGAGGGAAAGGUUGAAAACAAGUCUACACCAUGGCUGAGUACUCCUACCACAUUAACGACGAGGAAUACGGCGAUCUAGACGACCAUGACGAAUUCGGCAAAAUCAUCAAGGAACGUUCAGACGAACGAGAGGACGUGCAGAAGAAGACCUUCGCUAAGUGGAUCAACAGCCAGCUUUCUAAGGUUGAAGGCCAACAGGUUCGAGAGCUGUUUGAAGAUCUGAAGGAUGGCACCAAGCUUCUCAGCCUGCUGGAGAUCCUCUGUGGAACAAAAUUGGCUCGCGAGAAGGGUCGUAUGAGAGUACAUUACCUGAAUAACGUCAAUCGAGCACUGCAAGUACUAGACAAGCAUAACGUUAAGUUAGUUAAUAUCAGUAGCAACGAUAUCGUAGACGGGAACCCCAAGCUGACUCUGGGCUUGGUUUGGAGCAUCAUUCUCCACUGGCAGGUGAAGGAUGUUAUGAAAGACGUGAUGGCUGACCUACAGCAAAGUAACCUGGAGAAGACUCUCCUCGCCUGGUGCAGGCAAACCACUCAGGGGUAUAGAAGUGUAGACAUUGUUAACUUCACUAGUAGCUGGAGGGAUGGGUAUGCCUUCAAUGCACUCAUCCAUAAGUACAGGCCAGACCUGUUUGAUUAUAAUAUCCUGUCCAAGAUGGGCACAGAGAAGAGGUUGGACCAUGCCUUCAAGGUGGCCCACGAGCACCUCAACAUUGACAGACUCUUGGAUCCUGAAGAUGUGAAUGUGGAAAUUCCUGACAAGAAGUCCAUCAUCAUGUAUGUGACGCUGUUCUUCCAAGUGUUGCCGCACCAGAAAAUCACCCAGGAGGCCAUGCAGGAGGCCUUGGAGGUGUCUGCGCCAGGCUAUGCUGCCAAGCAGAGGGCGCUAAAGACUGUGAGCAACAAGCAGGAGACAGAAGUAUUGGUGGAUGGUACCGUGACCAAAACCUCGACGGUCACCAUCCAACGGAACGAAAGCCAGGUCGUGGUCAAACAGGAAGUAGUGACCACCAAGGUCAAACAACAGGAAGUGAAACAAGAAGUUCACGUCAAACCUGAAGUACAUCAAGUCAAACAAGAAGUUCAGCAAGUCAAGCAGACUGCGGGCGCCCCCCGUGCAAGCCCUGCCCGCCAGCGCAGCGGGGUGGACCUGGGAGCGUACCAGAACGCCCUGGAGGAGGUCCUGGCCUGGCUGCUGGCUGCCGAGGAGAAACUCCAGCACCAGGGAGACAUCUCUGACCUGGUGGACGAUGUGAAGGACCAGUUCCACGAACACGAGAGUUUUAUGAUGGAGCUGACGUCGCACCAGAGCCGUGUGGGCAGCGUGCUGCAGGCCGGGAACCAGCUCAUCAUGGAAGGGAAGAUCACGGAGGACGAGGAGAACGAGAUCCGAGAGCAGAUGAGCCUGCUGAACAGCCGCUGGGAGGUCCUCCGCGUACAGUCCAUGGACAGGCAAUCCAAGCUUCACGAGGUGCUGAUGAACUUGCAGCAGAAGCAGCUGGACCAGCUGGACGCCUGGCUGUCCGGCACGGAACAGAGGAUCAAGGUCAUGGACACGCAGGGCAUCGGCCCUGACCUUGACCAGGUCCGCAGGCAGGUGGAAGAACACAAGACCCUUCAGGAGGGCCUGGAGACCCAGCAGCUUCAGGUGAACUCCCUGACUCAUAUGGUGGUGGUGGUAGAUGAAAACAGCCCUGAGAACGCCACACAAGCCCUUGAGGCACAGCUGCAGAACCUUGGCGAGCGGUGGGCCUGGGUGUGUAAGUGGACGGAGGACCGCUGGAUGGUGCUGCAGGAGGUCCUGGUGCGCUGGCAGGUCUUCAACCUGGAGCAGAUGGACUUCGACGACUGGCUGACCGACAAGGAGGGCGCCCUGCAGACCAUGCAGCAUGCCAACCUCAACGAUCCCAACGUCAUUGUUGCACAGGUCAAGAAACUCAAGAUCUUAGAACACGAAAUGGAGGCGAAGCAGCCGACCUUCCAGGUGCUGAGUCAGAAGGCUGCGGAGGUGGUGCAGCACCUGGACCGCUCCUCCUCCGCUGUGGAGGGCAUCCAGGGCAAGAUCGAGGAGUUCACACAGCGCUGGGACGCCAUCGUCCAGAAGAUGGAGAACUACAGUAAACUGCUCUCCAUCCCGCAGAUGUCUGCCUCGGCCGCCGUCCCCAAGAAGACCACCACCAUCACCGAGACGGUCACCAAGAUGACGCAGAAACUGACCCAGAAAGCUCCUCCGCCACCACCACCUAAGAAACCUGUGAGCCAACAGAGACGGAGGUUUGAGAGUGAGAUCACAACACUUCUUGCCUGGAUCGACGACACAGAAACCCUGCUGUUGUCUCCUGCCUACACCAACCCCGCUACCUCAAACAGCCUGCAGGCUCAGACAGACAAGUUUAACCAGCUGGACGAGAACAUCAUGUCCUACCAGGGCCGCGUACAGACCAUCCAGGAGACUGGCGUCACCCUCAUCGAAGAGGAGGACGAUAAGAUCCAGCUGGAGACGCGCCUGAACACGUUUAUGGAGCGCUGGAACGAGAUCUGUGUGUUGAUCAACGACCGGAAAAGGAAGCUGCAGAUGGCGCGGUUGUGUAAGCAGUUCUACACGGAGCUGGAGGUGCUGAGGGAGGUCACCGGUAAGAAGAUGGCGUGGCUACAGGAGCAGGACAAGCCCAGCGACGAUGCAGUCAAGAUAAAACAACAGAUGGAUGAACUACAGGUUGAGGUGACUGACAUGGCGGCCCACAGUGAGCGUGUGGAGCAGCUGAACAGCCUGGGCUCGCAGCUGGCCGACUCCUCGGACCCGCCCAAGAACCUGCAGCAGGACCUGACACAGUUCCAGCUGCAGUGGGAGGAACUGGUGGCCAAGAUGGCGGCCAGGGAGAAGGACCUCACCAAAGCUCUGGAGCAGGCCCCUCCUAAACAGUUCCUGGAGGCCAUGAAGGCCCUGACCCAGUGGAUCGACAAUGUAGAGUCACUCCUGACCACUGAGAAAUUUUACAUUGCCGACAUCCCGACCAUGAAGGACCAGCAACAGAAGUUCAAGGAGGUGCAGCAGGCGCUGAAGGACCAGCAGAAGAGUCUGGACUUCGUGAACACGACGGGGAAACAGGUUGUGGAGAGCUCACCGCCUGACCGCGCCCGUAGCCUGCAGAAGGAGCUGAAUGGCCUGAAUGAGCGCUGGAGCAACGUCUGCGCCAUGACCGAGGACAGGCUGGAACACCUAGACAAGGGGGUCGAGCUCCUCACGCAAUAUCAGAAGGAGGGCGAUGGUUUGCGGAAGUGGAUGGAUGAGGUAGACGUGUACAUCCACUCAGAGGAGGCAGCUGUGGGAGACACGGAGACACUACAGGCUCAACUAGAACAGAGCAAGUCUCUUCAGAAGGACAUAGCCUCCCUACAACACAACAUGAACAAUGUGAAUGAAGCAGGGAAGAGGCUGGUACCCGAGGCACACCCCGACUUCUCAAAGCAACUCAAACAGGAGCUGAAGGACCUGAAUGAACGUUGGGACGCCAUCGUCAAGAAGCAAAAGUCCCAGAAGCACAGUCUAGAAGGAGCCAUGAAGAAGACCAGCUCCUUACAGCUGCAGCUGGAGGCCUUCAGCGAAUGGCUGACAGACAAGGAGAAGGAGGGUCUGAAGGAGGACGGACCUCUGGAGGAUCCUGACGACAUCCAGCCUAGGAUUAAGAAAUAUAAGAAACUAAAAGCAGACCUAGACAAGAAGGAGCCUGACCUGAAGGCCCUGAACACAGUCGGGAAUGAGAUGGUGACCAAGGCCGGCAGCCCAGGGGGGCUCGGCAAUGACCUUCAGGUGGUGAACGAGAGGUGGACUGUGCUGUGUAACACUGUCAACAAACGCUACGAGGUUUCACAGGAGGUGUGGACCCUGUGGCAGCAGUUCCAGGUGCUGUUAGAACAGGAGCAGACCUGGCUGUCCACCCUGGAGACUAAGAUUCAGCAGACAGAGGCUGUGGGAGGGGAUGCUGAGGAAAUCUCUGAGGCUCUGGAUGCCCUGGAGAACCAUGUGAGGAACCACCCCAGUGACAACAGGGAUAAGAUCCAGGAGGUGUCCCAGAAGUUAGUGGAGUACAAGGUGCUAGUGGACCCUGUACAGACUGAGGUCACCACCUUCACUGCACGAUGGGACACUCUGCAGCAACAGGCAAAGAUGCGCCAGACUGCCCUGGAGCAGAGGAUUGCCAGUGCUCAGGACCUGGAGAAGGAUGUGCUUGAGUUGGAGCGCUGGUUCACCAGGACUGACAAGCUGCUGCAGUCACGCAUCAACUCUGGUGUCUGUGCAUCUGACGUGCCCGAGGAGUUUGAGCAACUCCAGGAUGAGUUUGAUGCCCGUGAUGAGGACCUGGAGGAGAUUGGACGGAAAUGUCAGGCACUGAUGGCAGAGGGCAGCACGGAGGCCACCACCAGGAUCAGGCAGCAGUCUGAGAUCCUGCAGAAGCGAAUGGUGGAGAUCAAGGCGAAGUUCCGCAAGUACCAGAAGCCUGCGGACUUUGAUCCGAAGAUGAGCCGUGUGCGAGACAUCCUGAACAACGUUGAGAAGGAGCUGGGAGUGCUGGAGUUGAAGCACCAUGAGCCGGAGAUGGUACAGGGACAACUGGACAUCUGUAUGGGCUUGUACAAGAUUCUUAGUGAUGUCAAACCUGAGGUAGAGUUUGUGAUAAAGACAGGAAGACAGGUGGUUGAAAAGAAACAAGUGGACAACACCGAGGAUCUUAACGAACGGCUUAACGAGCUGAAGCUCCAGUACAACGACCUGGGUGCACAGGUGGGUAUGCUGCGGGAGCAGCUGGAAAGGAUGGUGACAGAAGGGAAACAGGAUCUGGAGAAGGCCAUGAAACUGUCAAAGAAGCUGAAGAAAGAGAUGGUGUCUCUGACAGAGUGGCUGGGCACCACUGAGGCUGAGUUGAACAAGAAGGAGGCAGAUGGAGCCAUCCCUGCUAAUGUAGAAGAGGAACUCAAGUGGUGCAAGACCCUACAGCAAGAGAUGACGAGGAAGCAGUCUGUGGUGCUGAUCAUAAAUGAGACAGGGAAGGAGAUGGUGGAGCUGGCCGAGCCGGGAACUCUGGCUCCCCUGGAGGAGAAACUGUCUGCUCUGAACCAGCACUGGUCAGACGUGUGUGCCAGGGCAGCCGAGAGGAGGCUCAGGCUACAGGAGUUUAUGUCUGAGAUGGAGAAGUUCCGGGAAGGUCUGAACGAGGUGCACACCUGGAUGGAGAAGGUGGAGAUGUUCUUUAAGAUCUCUGACAGACUCAGUCCUGAGGAGCAGGCCAAGGAGGUGGACACUUACAAGAAGCUCCAGCUGGAAGCGAACCGGUUGCGAGGAACAGUGGACCAGGUACGUGACCAGGCCAUGGAGCUGAUGCAGCAUGGGCCGGCCGUGCAGGGCAUGGUGGAACCUGAACUCAUCAACCUCAACAGCAGAUGGGAGAGUGUGUGUGAGAAGAUCAGGGAGAAACAGCAGGUCCAGCCAUUGCAGCAGGUUCAAGUGCAACAGGCUGUCGCCGUCGCCUCAGCGGCUCCUCCACCCGUCCCCGCCAGGACCAUGAAGACGGAAACCACCACCGUUACCACGGUGACAACCGUCACAACAACCACGAGAAUCAUCGAGUUGGAGACGGACUUCCACAAGGCCAGCUCUGUCAUCGCACAGUUUGACGACACGUUACUGACCGACAGUGGGGAUUUGAGAGAGGAAGACUUCACCGAAAAUGUGGAGGAUAGGGUCAAGGCAACUGAAGAUGAAAUUUCAAGAAUACAAGCCGAGAUCGACGAGAUUUUCGAAAAAGGUGACAAAGCCAUCAAGGAGACCGACGACUCUACCAAGAAGGAGCAGAUUCGGCUGAAACUGAACGACUUGAAGGGCCGAUGGAGCUCGGUCAAGGGCGAUGCGGAGCUGAAGAAGAAGACGCUGCGAACUGUCGUGCCGCAGUGGUACCAGUUCCGCUCCCAGACCGACGAUCUCAACAUGUGGCUGACAGAGAUCGAGAUCAGAAUAAGGGAGUCCAAAGAUGAUCCCAACAAGCUACAGGCCAUCCAAGAGGAACUUCAGCGUAAGCAGGAGGACCUGGACACCCUGAACAGGAAGGCGGAGGAGUUGAAGCAGCAAGGGGCCAAGCCAGUGGUGGAACCCCAACUCAUCCACAUCAACAGGAGAUGGAAGGAUAUCGAGAACCAGUUCCAACAGUACCACCGCCCGGUGCAGUUCAGCACCGUCACCACGGAAACCAUCACCAUGGAGAACGUUUCCAUGGUGUCGGUCACCAGCAUGAGGACCGCCGGCGAGGGGCGCCCUUCUGCCUCCGACUUCUUGGCUGAGAUCAACAAGAUCCUGUUCCACAUCGCCGACAUCGAGCUGCAGCUGGCCUCUCCUGAGCUGAACGCUGGCGACUAUGAGGACUUCUCCAAGCAGGAGGACAAACUCAAGGCCAUAAAGGAGCAGCUAGACACGUUGGAGCCACAAGUGCGGUCGGCCCACGAGCGCAAGGGCGCUGCCAUUUCUCAGGUGGCACCCUCGGAGCGGAAGAACAUCGAGAAUGCCAUGUCCAACCUCAAGGUCGAAUGGGACAAGGUCAACAAGGCCUAUGUGGACAGAUACAGUCGCUUCAAGAAGUCCCUGGCCCACUGGCAGCAGUUCCACUGUGACAUGCGAGACCUGACAUCCUGGCUGAACGAAGCUGAGAGGACGGUACAGGACACCAAGGCCCCAGGAGGGGACUUGGAUCUGGAAAAGGCAAGAGCACAGCAGAAGAAAUUGCAAGACGGGAUUGAGAACCACAGGAAGCAAGUGGAGGGACUGAACGCGAACGGGCAGGAGAUUAUCGAGCAGUGCACGUCCAUCGACGCCACCCUUCUGAGGGAGAAGCUGGAUGGACUGAACAGACGGUGGAGGGUGCUGUGUGCAGAGGUCAACGACAGGAAGGAAAGGUUUGAGGAGGCGAGCAUGCAGACAGAGGAGUUCCAGGAGGAGAUUGAUGAGCUGCUGUUUUGGCUGGAGGACACAGAGGGCAUCCUUAACAAGCAGGUCUGUCCCGCUGACGAGGACCAGCUAGAGGAAGCUCUGGAGAAAGUCAAGGACAAGGAGAAUGACCUUGGGUCCAGACAGGACAAUGUGAACACCAUUAACCAGACAGGGAACAGGAUCAUGACGACUCCGGGCGCUUCCAAGGCGCUGGUCAGCAAUGUCAAGAAGAAGGUGGACAACCUGAACACAAGAUGGCUGACGGUGACGCCGGAGAUCCCCCAGAAGCGUCGCGGUCUGCAGGACCAGCUGCACUUCUGCCGCACGUUCCUGGAGGAGCUGGAGGAGCUGUUGGUGUGGAUGGCCCACACCAUGCAGCUGCUGGAGCAGCAGAAGGGCCCCAUCUCCAGCGCUACCUCGUUUGACGAGGGAGAUCAGGUCAUCAUCGACCCUAAGACGAUGAAAGAUGCCCUGACGGCGCGUCAGUCCAACGUCGAUAACGUCAACCUCACGUACAACAGCCUGGUGACGGAGAGCAAGGAUCUGGAAGUGGAGGUACCCGACUACGUCAGAGACAAGAUAAGGAAGCUGAAUGCAGACUGGGCCAAGAUCCGCUACAUGGCAGCCAACCUCAGACCAACCUCAGAUUCAGAUGUCGAAUCCCUGGUCAUGGAGCAAAGAAGGUCUAUGGAGGAGAUGGAGACGGCAAGGAUAGAAGUUGGUGCCAUGCAGGCCAGAGCAGACAUGCCGUCCAUGUACCCCGACUUUGACAAGUCGGUGGCCGAGCUGCGUGACUGGCUGAUGCUGCUCGACCACAUGCUGAAGUCGCAGAUUGUUACCGUGGGAGACGUAGAAGAGAUCGAAGAGAUGAUAAUCAAGCAGAAGACCGUCUUAAAUGACCUUGACGUGAAGAAGCCCCAGCUGGAUACAGUGGUUGCUGCCGGCAGACGACUCAUUCAAACUGCCGAUACAGACAGCGACAAGCAGCUCCUCAAGGAGAAGGUGGACAGAAUACAGGAGCAGUGGGACGAGGCGUCGACCCGUGUGGGCAGCAGGAAGAGAGAGCUGGACAACAUGCUGACAGACUGCCACCACUGGGACGAGCUGAGGGAGGACGUCAACAGGUGGCUGGAGCAGGCAGAACAACAGGUGGAGCACGACUCGGAGGUCGGACAGACGGUCGAUGUUCUGGACAAGCAGAUAGCGCAGCACAAGGAAUUCAUGGACAACUUGCGACAAUGGCAGCCCAGCAUUGAAGCAGUAAAUGAACUGGCCCAGAAGCUCAUCUCUGACUACAGUAAUGAUGACACCAGUAAGAUCAAACAGAUGAUCGAUCGCGUGAACAGCAGGUGGCAACAAUUAAACAACAGGUGUCAUGAGCGUCAGCAGAACCUGAAGAACGCGCUGGAGAAGCUGCAGAAGUUCAGCCUGCAGCUGGAGGAGUUCCUGGCCUGGCUGUCAGAGGCAGAGGCAGCGAUGGAGGUACUUGAUGAGGAGACCAGUAGAGACGGUGUGCUGGAUGACCAGGAACACCUCAAAGUCUGGAGGGACCAGUACAGGAACUCUACGUCGUCAACGUCGUCUGUCAAUUCAAUAUUGAGUGCCAAGUACUGGGGUGCAUGGAGCUGUACUGUGGCUUUAAUCCGUUACUUGGACUUGCAGGCUGAGAUCGAUGCUCACCAAGAUGUCUGGUCCUCGCUCAACGACACGGGGCGGCACAUCCUGCAGAGCAUCGAGCACUGCGAGGAUGCCCAGAUGCUCCAGCGCCGCCUGGAGAACAUGAAUGACCGGUGGACGGCGCUCAGGAGCAAGUCGCUGGACAUCAGACAACGACUGGAGGCAAAUAUCGAGCAGUGGAACCAGCUGCUCAUUACCCUGCAGGACUUGAUCGAAUGGUGUUCCAUCAAGGAGGAUGAACUCACGCGCAUGCAGCCAAUCGGAGGGGACCUCAACACUGUACAGCAGCAGCAAGCAGACCACAAGCUCUUCCGACAGUCGGUGGAGGACAAGAGGCCGCUGAUCGAGACCAGUCUGGAGACGGGUAAGGAGUACCUGGUGGAGCAAGGUGAGGACAGCAGGAGUACCCUCAACACCAGCGGCGAGUCUGACCUCACAGCAACAAGCCUCAGUGAUGAGCUGAGCACAGAAGAAGACAAGGUUGGUUUGACGCCGGAAGAGCAGGCUAAGGAGAUCGCCAGGAACCUGAAGAGACAAGUGAAGACACUGACAGACAAGUGGGCGCAGCUCCAAGGCAGGUCGGACAUCUGGCAGAAGAGGAUAGACGACGUCUUGAACAAAUUGCGCCAGCUGCACGACGCGAUGAACGACCUAAGCGGGAAGCUGCAUGAGGGGGAGACGCUGAAGGCGUCAUGGCUGCCGGUCGGAGACCUCAUCAUCGACAACUUACAGGAUCAGAUCGACGACGUCAAGGCAUUCCAGGCACAAAUAGCACCCAUCCAGAACAACGUGGAUUACACCAACAACCUGGCCAACAGUUUCCAACCUUUGGAUGUCCAGCUGUCCAGCUCCAACCUAAACAGGUUGGAGGACCUGAACACGCGCUGGCGGCUGCUGCAGGUGUCGGCACAGGACAGGCUCAAGCAGCUGGAGGAGGCGCUCAGGGACUUCGGACCCAACUCACAACACUUCCUGUCUACCUCUGUGGAAGGAACCUGGGAAAGGGCAGUAGCUGCCAACAAGGUGCCAUACUACAUCAACCAUACUACAGAAACAACCAGCUGGGACCACCCCAAGAUGACAGAACUCUUCCAAUCAUUAGCUGACUUGAAUGACGUCAGAUUCUCAGCCUACCGCACAGCCAUGAAACUCAGGAGGUUACAGAAGGCUCUAUGUUUGGACUUGCUAAGCAUGAACAACGCCAUUGAUGCCUUUGACCAGCACGGUCUGCGGGGCCAGAACGACCGGCUGAUGGAUGUGAUCGAGAUCAUCAACUGUCUGACCACCAUCUACGACAAUCUGGAGCAGGAUCACGGCAACCUGGUCAACGUGCCGCUCUGCGUAGACAUGUGCCUGAACUGGUUACUCAACGUGUAUGAUACGGGUAGGAGUGGGAAGAUCAGGGUGCUAUCGUUCAAGGUGGGGAUCAUCUCUCUCUGUAGGGCACAUCUCGAGGACAAAUACAGAUUCAACUUCAGGUUGAUAGCAGAGGCCACAGGAUUUGCCGACCAGAGAAAGCUGGGGUUACUGCUGCAUGAUCUAAUACAGGUUCCUCGUCAGCUAGGUGAGAUUGCCUCGUUCGGCGGAAGCAAUAUCGAGCCCAGCGUGCGCAGCUGCUUCGAGCGGGCGGGCGGGAAGCCUGAGAUUGAGGCGGCCCAUUUCCUGGACUGGAUGAAGCAGGAGCCCCAGUCCAUGGUGUGGUUACCUGUCCUGCACAGGCUAGCCGCAGCAGAGACGGCCAAACACCAGGCCAAGUGCAAUAUCUGUAAAGAAUACCCAAUUGUAGGAUUUAGGUAUCGCUGUUUGAGGUGCUUCAACUUUGACAUGUGCCAGAGCUGUUUCCUUUCGGGCAGGAAAGCCAAGGGACACAAGCUGUCCCACCCCAUGCAGGAGUACUGCACCGCUACGACCUCAGGGGAGGAUGUGCGGGACUUUGCCAAGGUCGUCCGCAACAAGUUCAGGUCCAAGAAAUCCUUGAAAAAACACCCCCGUCUGGGGUACCUUCCGGUGCAGACGGUGUUAGAGGGAGACAACCUUGAAACUCCUUUGGUACUGUGGCGAUACGAACAAGUAACACCAGACAGAGAAGAGCCUCCUCGAGAUCUUCAUAUAGAAGAGCGGCAGCCGUCGUCCUCGCCGCAGCAGGCUGUUUCUCAGGACAUGCAUAGCCGGCUGGAGCUGUACGCCAGCAGGUUGGCUGAAGUAGAACAGAGCAUGAACAGUAUGAGCAGUUCUUCAGACAUGGAGGACGAGCACACACUGAUCCAGCAGUAUUGCCAGAGUCUGGGAGGAGACUCAGGAGUGCCAAAGAGCCCAGCUCAGAUCGUGGUGGCCAUUGACCAGGAGCAGCGGGCGGAGCUGGAAGCCAUGAUCAAGGACCUGGAGGAGGAGAAUAGAAAUUUACAAAUGGAGUACGAGCGGUUGAAAAUCCAGAAGCAGCAGCAGCCGUCUCCGCAGGCCGAGCCGAAGUCGGAGGUGAACCGAGACAACGAGCUGAUCGCCGAGGCCAAGCUGCUGCGGCAGCACAAGGGUCGGCUGGAGGCGCGCAUGCAGAUCCUGGAGGACCACAACAGGCAGCUGGAGGCUCAGCUCCAGAGGUUACGGCAACUCCUCGAGCAGCCCCAGAGUGACCGCAGCCCCACGUCCCACACCUCGUCCAGCAGUCACACGCCCAACGAGGUCACCCCGUCGUCCUCGCAGGGGUCACUCCCCGGGAACACCCCGCCAUCCCGGGCGCCGCGCUUCCCCACCACCACCAACGGGCUUCCCAAUGGGGACGGCGCUGUCAACGGGGCGGCUGACAUCAGAGUACAAGGAGCGACGCGCACCCCUCCCCCACUGCGCGACGGACAGCGUCGUCAGCAGACCCCUGAGGAACAGCUGGAGGAGGUCAUGCGGGAGGUCAACAGCUCUUUCCCUCCUGACUCCAAUCACACACAAGGGAAAAACACGGUAGGAAACCUCUUCAACAUGGCGGGCGACCUGAACAAAGCUGUCGGCAAGCUUGUCACCGUCAUGACCGAUGAAGAGGGUACAGAGAUGGGCGAGAAUGGGCACGUCAAUAGCCUGUCGUAAAGCGCUUGGGAAUUAAUAGAAAUUAACACAAAAGAGAGAGGUACAUGUAAGAAUACAGCCAUGAUCAUGAAGAGAGAGAAAAUUUAGCAGAUGUCCCUGUACUAAUUUUGUAAACAUGAUUGUGUAAGAUAUGGUCAGAAGAUAGAGAGGAAUGAUGUGAUUGUGAUUGGAGGAAAAAGAAGAAGAAAAGAUGUGUUGUUAAAAAGCGAUAGUCCUAUUGCUUUUGUACUGGUGACUGAGGCUGUUUUGUAUCAAGACCUAUCCAGGCUGGCCAGUGCUGCCUCCAUCGUAGUCGGCAUCAUGUUUUUUUUUCUAAAUAAUUCUUAACGCAUUUUGUAGGCUUUCUAGUUUGUAGAUGAGCUUGUUUAAAAAGCAUACGUGUAGCUGCCAGUAACCUUGUACGAUGAAAUUCUACUGUUUUACUUGUUCUAUGAGACAAUUGUGACGCGUGGGUUCUGUGAUUGUCCACCCUUCAUGUAGCGCGUGUGGACACGAGGUGUCGUAGUCAGAACCUAUUUUUUCUAGCCCACACGGAAAGUAAUAAAAAAAGGCUAUUUUUGUGAAGAUAGCAGAGAAUGACUUUUUGGACUUGUAAGAAGGGUAAACAACGGAGGAUCGAAAUUUUUGAGUGCUCAGUAACAGGGUGCUGAUGUUUAACCAUACACCUCUACCCUACCUACCAGGCUAGCCUCUCCACUGCCUCAAUGUAAGCAGAUCCCCUCUAUGAUGUUUAUGCCAGCGCCAUUGUACACAGUACUUUGUAACUCAUGUACACAGUGUAUUUAUACCAAACCUUUAUAAAUAUUCACUAACUCCUAGGUAGAAAGCUGUUAUGUAACAGGCUUUAUCUUCGACAAUGUUCCCUUCCAGCACAGGAAGGAGCUCACUACAACAGCCACACAAACAUGUACAACCUUAUGUUAAAGCAAUAUAUAUUAUUAUGUUAAUAUUCUAUUUACUGCUUAAUUAUUUUAUAUGAUAAUAUAACUCAAUUUAAGUUUAUUCACAUUAAUUGGUUAAGAACUUUCCUUCUCUGAUAUUUUU
Molecule: messenger RNA, 13368 nt
Organism: Branchiostoma belcheri (Belcher's lancelet)
Lineage: Eukaryota; Metazoa; Chordata; Leptocardii; Amphioxiformes; Branchiostomatidae
Product: dystrophin-like
Exons: 78
Coding region: 628-12324 (3898 amino acids)
Biological process (GO): synaptic signaling
Cellular component (GO): plasma membrane
Molecular function (GO): protein binding; zinc ion binding
Source: RefSeq, a predicted model, not a curated record